Molecule: messenger RNA, 891 nt
Organism: Procambarus clarkii (red swamp crayfish)
Lineage: Eukaryota; Metazoa; Arthropoda; Malacostraca; Decapoda; Cambaridae
Product: 14 kDa phosphohistidine phosphatase
Biological process (GO): peptidyl-histidine dephosphorylation
Cellular component (GO): cytosol
Molecular function (GO): protein histidine phosphatase activity
Source: RefSeq, a predicted model, not a curated record
UCCGACUUGAAUCCGGAUGCGGAUGCGGCGGCGCGCGUCUCCCUCAGUGAUAUUUGUGGUGGAUGUUCCAGCUGCUACGACCAGUGUGUCCUCGUCUCCCUACACUUUUCUCCUUGACACAGUUGUGUAACGGUCCACGAGCAAUGUCUUCCCCCCUAGACAAAGUUGACAAUGUGGAUAUUGACACUGGUACCUUCAAGUACAUUCUUAUCAAGGUUUAUUAUUCACCGCCAGGAGAAACGGAGACUUCAAAGUUUAUUACCAGAGGAUAUCUGUCGGCUGGUUUUCACUCGGAUAUAUACGAUAAGGUUGUACCAGCAAUUGAGAAGCUGGGACUGGACUGCGAGUGUAUGGGCGGUGGUCGCAUCCGUCAUGAACUGGACAAUAAAACUAUUGAAGUUUAUGGAUAUUCUCAAGGGUAUGGUCGAGCUGACCACAGCAUUACUGUGGACUUGCUCAAGGUCAAGUAUCCAGACUAUGAUCAAAUUAAGUUCUCCAAUGAUGGAUAUUAGUUUUGUUUUCAAUUAGUUUUCAAUAUCAUAAAAAUUUUGGUGCCUAAACAUUUAACUUUAUUGCAUUGGUUCAUAUAAAUGUCGGAUUCAGAUGAAAUAGUAGGGGGGGGACCAUAUCUUAGGGGGGUUAUAACUUCAGCUAGGGGAUAAAGCCUGUAUUUCCUCCUUUCCCUUCAUAAAACUUCCAGUGAGUAUUGGAUUUAAGCACCAGGAAUAUUUGGGAGAGUUAGUUAUUUUUUGCUAUUUAGCCAUAAUGGUUUGGUGCCUUUUUUGAUAAUUAUUUAAAUUUAAUAUUUUUGACUUCAUGACUAAUAUAUUGUUUUAUUUAUUACUGGAUUGUUGUUGACAUUGUUUAAACAAAUAAAACAAUUUACAAUUA